This is a messenger RNA of Orbicella faveolata, 2836 nucleotides long. RefSeq lists its product as uncharacterized. The record is from RefSeq and is a predicted model, not a curated record. NCBI's taxonomy places the organism in Eukaryota, Metazoa, Cnidaria, Anthozoa, Scleractinia, Merulinidae.
GACCGACAGCCUGGAACGAAACUGGCAUAAAAGAAAUAUUUAUGUUUUUGAUAGUUUUCGAAGCAGAACAUUAAACUUUGGACUUUCUAACAGAUCUUUCGGCAGUGUCCAAAUUGAAGUAUCGGUAAUUCUUAAAGUCAGUCCACAAGAAUACAAGAAUCUUUAGGAGACACUUGAAAGGUGAAAACGUGUUGCUCUGAACAACACAGCGGAUAGAUGGUUUAGAACUUCCAAACAGGAACUCAGGGAAAAACUUAUAGUUAUAUUACAGUUUUCUCCUGGUUGAUAAACUUCUUUUACUCGGUCAAUUAUCGACUAACUUAACAAUACAUUCAGUCUGUACAUAACUUUUUUGCAUUUGCAAGAGAAGACCUGGUAAUUAUGAGAUACGGGUUCAUGCUUCAGAGAUACAAGCCAAUUAAAAUUGUGCAAGAAUCGAAUGAUUUGCAGGAAAUUUAACAAUUAGGAAACUAAUCCAAGCGCAACGUAAAAAAAUGGUGUUAGAAUUCAAUGAUUGUGAAACAAUUUUAAUUGCCGCUUGAUGCAUAAACAGAAAGAAGUUAUUUACCAGCCGUACAAUAAAUGGCUUACUAAAACACUAAUAGAGGCUUGAAAGAGAUAAGAAUUUUUUAACAAGUUUACAAUUUAUUGCAAUUAGCUCUGUAAUUCUGAUAACUCUCAUCGGGAAAACAGCUUCAGUAAGACAGCAGUUCUGGCCUCAAAUAUGCACGAAAUACUUUUCCGUGUUCGUCAUUAAAAAAGCAGUCACUGGUUCAGUCGUUAAUUAGUUUUGUAACCUUUGCAGAACGUUCUUUUCCCAAGGGGCUGUUUGCUAUGGCUGCAAAAGCUAUUAACAUACGUUAUUAGAGUUAAGUUUGAAGUGACAUUCUGUUGUUUCAGCAUCCGCUAUUUGGAGUGUUUGUGUACAAAUCCACACACCGACAGUGUAGUGCUAAAGAAACAGCGCCGUCAAGAACGACUGUAUAUUUUAACUGUAAGAUGAACAGCAGCCAAAAGGGAAAAGCGUUCGAGAGAUGGGACCGAGAUGGCGUGGCGCAGCACAGGAAUACAAUGCACGAGAUAGCCAUGCAAAAACAACUCAGUAUGUACCAAAGAGAAGAGAAACUUCUAGAGAAAGAACUUCGAGAGAUUUCCAAAGUCAAAGAAACUCUCUUGCAGAUUCGGGCGCCGCUAAGGAGGAAAGUACAAGCGGCCGCCGUCGAGGACAACUCAGUUGAAAGUACUGGAGUUGAAAGGAAUUUGCGAAAAGUUUCUGCUCCGUCAACAAAGAGCAGCGUGGCUUGGCCGAGCGUUCAGCAAAGUUGUACAAAUAAACUUGACUCCGACGGCACUAAUGUGCCAACAUCUUCAAUGAGAACUUCAUUUCAAACGAAACAGAACGGGUCAACAUCUUCGACUAACUCGCGACAACGUAAUAUAAGCGUUCUUGAACUGCCUAAAAGGCAGCCAAAUAUUCCACCAGGAAUUUCUGGGGAGAAAGGAUUUUCACAAGGAAAAAUUUCCGCCCCGGCAUUUUACGCCGGGAAACGGCCGGUUUCCGAGGACAGUGACAAAAGUGGAUUUCUACCCAUUAUCAAAACGCCAGAACCUCCACUAGAGUGCAGCCCUUCGGUGAAAAGAAAAACCCCGCUACUUGACAGGCCGUUGAGCGCAAGUAAAGAUACUGAAGUAGAUUAUAACGCACGGUCGCCAUCUAAGUUAAGCCCGAUCGCUCCAAGUAGGGCUGAUACGACGAUCUCUAGGGCUCGAUCUGUCCCCUGCGAUCUUCCCUCUCAUCCGAUUACGCCGAGGGGACGGCGUGCCCAUUCGGAAGCGGAUGAAGUUGCCACGUUGACCAUGGAGGAGACACUCAGAAUCAAAGGCAAAUUUCGACAAAUUGGUCAUUCUGUUAUAGCAACAGCUUUGCUCAAAGGCUUGAAACAGAAAGGACAGCUCUCGUCAGAGGCCAUACAUAACAUGCACAAACCGAUCUCUCUAGGGGAAGGAAACGUGACGAACAACGAGGAAAAUAAAGGCGGCGAUGAAUCGACAAGCGAAUCGAAAGGUUAUGAUGAAGACGCAAAAGCAUCCACACAGGGGCAGAGAAGGCAAACGUUUAGAAAUAUCGCGCGCAAAACCAUUAAUGUCAACAGAAUGCUAAGUGUGAGAAACAAUGCAAGGAGGAGGUCACAAUCCGACCCGUCGCUAAUCGAAAACUCCAUGGCAAAAGCGGUGACCAAUUCGAAAGAAAAGAGAGACACUUCUGCACAGUCAAAAGACUUCGGGUCAAAGGGCGCUACGAUCGCUGGACAACAGAGAAGGAGCAGCAUCACGGAGAUUCAACGGGACAACACCAUACGAAAGGAAAGCGAAAGCGAGAACACUUCACAGACUCAACAGAUGAGCGUCAAACAAAGCGCUGGUGUUGAUCCUUUCAGGCCUCUAAUGAACCCACGCACAGCGCAUGCGCGCAGGAAAAAAAACACAUUUACUGGAGAGUUCAUCUUUCAGAGUCCCUCGGGAGAUAUUGAGUCACAACAAACCCAGCUAGAUGAACAAACCACGGGAAAUAAAUCUGUUCGCUUUGCUUCAGAUGCAGGGACUUAAAAAAAAAAUUAUCACUUUCGACAAUAACUGUGGAUAAUAAAUUAGUUGUAACCCCAGUGCCUUUAAAACAAAAUAAUAAACAGUAUAUCUAUCAACGUUAAUAUUUCGUUAUUCCUAUCAUUUCUGUUGCAAUACAGCGCUUGCAUAACUCUUAAACUAGAACUUUACAAAAGGCUUUGCAAAGUCUGCAUACGAGCCAAGUGGCCCAUCAGUUUCAGUAGCAUGAAGC